GCUGAUGUGUCCUGGCUACCAUGUUGAGAAAAACUUCACUUCCCAUCAGUUCUUUGGCAACGCGUCAUUGCUACGAUUUACGUUGUCUGUGCACUAUCAUUGGUGGCUCGGUUGUCACUACGAAGCAGCGGUAAAGGACAUAUCGAAAGAAGUAAGGUUGUACACAAACUAGUGUUUUAGUAUCCAAAUAUUUCCAAAGUUUGACAAUGUAUCUGCAUAUGAAUUAAUAUCGGUAGCAAACAUACAUGCUAGUAGAGAUUCUAUUAUGCGAUUCGGUGUGCAUAUAGGCUGCUGUGGUGCACUGCUCUCGUAACAUUGAUGCUAGGCUAUGUUGCUCUGACUUGCACUCUUGUGGGACUGGCUUAGCCUACUAGUUACCCAACCGACACACAAAAUGUACAGAAGAAAGUCAAAUAUGUGAUCUAUUGAAAUGGGAAACAUUGUAGCAACGUUGGGACAAUUAACCACGGUGUUCCCCUGAGGAAUUCAGCUAAGCUAGGAUAGGCUAUUGUAUGGAAGAACAGCUUAAAUCAGAUACCACUUGGCCAUUUUUUUACAACCUUCAAACUGUACGGUCAUUGGUUACAUGUGUUUUGCAACAAUGCUCUUUUUUUUUUUUUUACAUGUACAGCGCAGCAGAAUGAUCCUUUAAUCUAAUAUGACUAACUUGCUACAUUUGUAUCAUAGGCACGUGCCCACUGACAAUUGUUCUGCAGUGGGUGUGUGGUGAAUGUCGAUAGUACCGUUCUCCCUCAUUACGUCGUUAUGUGUUCUAAUCUAGAUGACUGACUGGGUCGGAUACGGGUAUGCAGCCCUCAUUGCAUCCGGGGGAGCGAUGGGCUAUGUCAAAGCACGUAAGUUUAUUAUUGUGCCAUCCGGUUUACUCAAUUAUAUAGUUAUAUAGCCAUUUACAGGUGAGUUUAAUGCAUUCUAUCAUAUUUCUAGUCUUGUGCUUCCCCAUACUUGAUAAUGAACUGGUAACCAAGUUACCACUCACCCUGUACUUCUUUUGGUGUCUCCAGGCAGUGUCCCCUCCUUGGCAGCAGGUCUUCUAUUCGGGGGCCUAGCUGGGGUUGGUGCCUACCAGAUAUCACAAGAUCCCAAAAAUAUUUGGGUGUCACUAGGUUGGUGAACUUAAGUGUUGGUCCUUACUGUUUUAUGAAUGUACUCUAUCACUAAGUAGUUUCUGUCACAUCUAGACUCACCAACCAAUAAAGCAUGCUUGCAACAGGCCUCCCAUCGCCCAGACCUCUCUUGAUCACCACUAACCGACUUCUAGCUACUCAUGAUAAUUAGGUCUACAAUAGACAAAAGGUGUAAUGUGUCCGCACUCAAAAAGAUGUUGCAUAAAGCUUACUUCACUUUUCAAUUUUAAUUUACAUUUUCACUGCAUCAGGAAUAGCGUACACAGAGGUGCAACAUUACACCUUUUGUUUGUCUGAAUUCGCGGGUUUUACGCACCAGCCAAGCUUCUGGGAGAGCAUGAUGGUCCCCUAUUGAGUAGGUCUACAAUAGGCCUAAUAUACUGUACUGAGAGUAAUUUCCCCCCUGUAUCAAACAGUCACAUCAGGAGCCCUGGCAGGUGUGAUGGGAAAGAGAUUCUACGGCUCCAGGAAGAUUAUGCCUGCUGGACUGAUGGCAGCAGCAAGGUAGCUGAGAUGACCAACUCCUUACUUUGUUUCAGGAGUAGGUCAUAGGUAUGCAUUCAGAUGAUACAGUAAAUUAUCUUAAGGUACUUAAUGUGUUAUUUUCUCUUCUUUGUCUAGUAUCCUUAUAGUAGGAAAGCUCGGUGUUGGAAUGCUGCUGCAGAAGCCCCAGGAGUCAUAGUGCAUUGAUAUGAACACUUUCAGACACUGAUGUAAAAAUCACUAUCCUCUCUUUAUUUUCUACUGUCUUGUAUUGUUCAGGUACAACCUGUCAUCAGUCAUAUGUGGAUGUUAUUUUGUAAAAAUUUAUAAUUGAACACUGAUUAUAAUAUCUUAUAAAAUGACAAGGACUGUUGUGCGUUUUUGUUCAUAUUGUUACACAGAUUGUCAUUACAUGUUCCAAAAGUUACAAGAGAUGAAUGAACCGUGAAGUUGUGUAAAAGGUUUAUAAAAUGGCCAGUGUUUAAUAGCUGCAUCUUAAGUGUGGAUUGUCAUAAUACAUAAUAUAAUAGAAGUCAAUACCUCUUUAGCCACUGAUACAGUAAGUGGCUAUUCAAGAGAUGAAAAUUAGUGAUAAACCUUUACAAUAACAGUUUUAGGAAACAUUUCCUAGUAGAAUUUCCUUUGAGUUGAGUAAUGUAAACAAAGUUUAAAAAUAGAAACAGAAUAACUACAUUAUAAAAAUCUAGAAUACAAAAUCCACCAUUAUAUUGGUUCUAAUCUUAUAAAACCGAUUGUAAGAGGGAUGUCAUGUUUCUACAUUAGACUCAAUCCAGACAGCACCCAAUGGCCUUCAUUCAGGACAUGGUUGUCUUUGAGGGAUACUUUAGAGCAGCCCUAUCAACCAGUCUAUCAGAAAUUACCAUAGCUCAGUGUUUCCCAACUCCGGUCCUCGAGUACAUCCAACAGUACAUAUUUUUGUUGUGGCCCCAGACAAGCACACCUGAUUCUACUUGUCAACUAAUCAUCAAGCCCUUGACAAGUUGAAUCAGGUAU
Coregonus sp. 'balchen' is the source of this 2642-nucleotide messenger RNA. The record is from the annotation of a GenBank genome assembly. Lineage: Eukaryota; Metazoa; Chordata; Actinopteri; Salmoniformes; Salmonidae.